AACCUGUGCUGUUGCCAGUCUCCGGUCGCAGACCAAGAGAGAGGGGAGGCAGACUCCAGAUGGAAAACCAUGCAGCACUCUGAACCCAUGGAGACAUGGCACAGAGGUUCCUCUCAUCUACGCACAGAUUCAGCGCCAGAUUCGCCUUCAUAUUCACCGUGUCUCUGUCUUGCACUUACCUGUGCUACAGUAUCAUUUUUUGCCGCGGCACAAUCAUGACCAAUCAGGGUUACGAGGGCAAACGAUGCCCACCGAGUAAGACCGCGGGCGGCGCAAAGAAACUUCUUGGAAAUGUGGACAAUUGCGCUUCGCUGGAAAUGCGCUCCGCCCUUGACGAGACCGCAGCUGCCCGGCGAGGAUCGACUGAGCCCCGCGACCAAAGCAAAGUCCCCGCCGCGUCUGGAAGUCACUGGGCGGACAUGAAGUUGAGGAACAUGACUGUGGCGCAGAAAUAUGGGAAUAAGAAGCUGCCUAAUGCGUUGAUAGUCGGGGUAAAGAAAGGAGGCACCAGGGCGGUGCUGGAGUUCAUCAGGAUACAUCCAGAUGUGCGCGCACUCGGAACUGAGCCGCACUUUUUUGACAGAAACUACGACAGAGGGCUGGACUGGUACAGGGCACUGAUGCCACGAACACUCGACAGCCAGAUCACUUUAGAGAAGACUCCCAGCUACUUUGUCACCAGAGAGGCACCCAGACGCAUCACGAGCAUGUCCCACGAGACCAAGCUGAUCGUUGUGGUGCGAAACCCAGUCACCAGAGCCAUCUCCGACUACACGCAGACUCUUUCCAAGAAGCCCGACAUCCCUACGUUUGAAGAUCUGGCCUUUAAGAACAGAAGUCAGGGCCUUGUUGACACUUCCUGGAACGCCAUACGCAUCGGAAUGUACAUCCUGCACCUGGAGAACUGGCUGCAGUACUUCCGCCUGUCGCAGAUGCACUUUGUGAGCGGCGAGCGGCUCAUCACGGAUCCGGCGGGGGAGAUGGGCCGCGUUCAGGACUUCUUGGGACUGAAGCGAAUAAUCACGGACAAGCACUUCUACUUUAAUCGAACCAAAGGCUUCCCCUGUCUGAAGAAGCCGGAGAGCAGCAGCCAGCCGCGCUGCCUCGGCAAAUCCAAGGGGAGGACUCACGUACAGAUCGACCGCGAGGUCAUAGAGCAGCUGCGAGAGUUUUAUAGGCCAUUUAAUAUUAAAUUCUAUGAAACAGUGGGACAGGAUUUCAAGUGGGAUUGAGAGAGCCAUACAGGAACGGUGCUGCUUUUAAAAUGGCUACCUCUAGAGAUGUGUUAAAAUAUAUUAAAAAAAAAAGCCUGGGGUAUCAACACAAUGUCAUCACAACUCUAUUUAACUUAAUAUAAAUUUAAAAAAAAAAGUCAACCCAGAUGGUUACACUUUACACUGGAGUACAGUAACAUGAUGAAAAUGGUCAUUUCAUCCUAUUCCUAUAGUAAUAGCCUGGUAAAACUAUGAGUGUAAAGGAUCAAUUUAUAUAUUAGAUAUUACACAAUUCUCAUUACCAAGCUAUAACCUGGAUAUUACUGUGUAAAUGAGAUGGCAUUUACAAUAUAAUCCCCUAAUUACCACACCAUUACCAUACUGGGAAGUGUAUCAUAAAUCAGGUGAUUCUACAUUAAUAAUCACCUCCCUAUUGCAAAUGUCGUUGCUGUAAAGUUGUAACCAAUCAGAACUUAAAAAUGAUAAUUGUUUCACAUGAUGCUGGGUUGGUGUUGUGACAACAAAAGUGCCAUUUCUUUAAAAAAGAAAGACUGUUUUUCCUUUACUGUAAGACAGGACGCGCGAAUUCAUCGGACGGACAGACGGCGUUAAUCCAUCAACAAAUGUUAACAAGCAAACCACCAGGACCAGACCUACGUUAAUGACGCUGCUUGAAUAUUCAUUGCCCAUUUAUUCAUAAUUUCCACUUAACCACUGGUUUAUGGUUUUAAUGAGUUCUCAACAUGACACUGCAGCGAAAUGUCAAAUAAAUGAUAAAAAUCAGUUAUUCUGUAUUGAACAUUUUUAUCCAUAUUAAAAGCUCAUAUAAAAAAGGCAACAGUGACACAUUUACUGAAUAAAUGUGCUAUAAUACAAUAUAUUAAGAGACGUGAUAAAAGUUGUCGGACUCACCUCAGCUUUCUCUGUGUUCGCUUCUUUUUUUGUUGUGACCACCACAAUAAAAAGGCAAAAUUGUUCCAUGUA
Solea senegalensis (Senegalese sole) is the source of this 2198-nucleotide messenger RNA. RefSeq names its product heparan sulfate (glucosamine) 3-O-sulfotransferase 2 (gene hs3st2). Lineage: Eukaryota; Metazoa; Chordata; Actinopteri; Pleuronectiformes; Soleidae. The transcript is spliced from 2 exons. The record is from RefSeq and is a predicted model, not a curated record. Gene Ontology annotation, molecular function: [heparan sulfate]-glucosamine 3-sulfotransferase activity. The coding region runs from base 96 to 1232 and encodes 378 amino acids.